Achroia grisella is the source of this 638-nucleotide messenger RNA. RefSeq lists its product as uncharacterized. Bases 69 to 638 code for a protein of 189 amino acids. The transcript has 2 exons. Lineage: Eukaryota; Metazoa; Arthropoda; Insecta; Lepidoptera; Pyralidae. The record is from RefSeq and is a predicted model, not a curated record.
AACCGGGCUCGUGUCCCGCUACUACGGUUCAGUGUUAUGUUUGUGAAAAUUACGGUCAUUUUGCUAGAAUGUGCAAGUUAAAAAAAAGUGUUAAAAAAAUGCACGAGAUCGGCGUGGACGACGAGAAGUCUACGGACAGCGACUGUGAGCCAUUUUUUGUUUCUUCUGUUUAUAAUAUUAAUGAAAUUAACUCGUCUCACAACUGGUUUGAGAUACUUCGAGGCGAGCAUGGUUUUGAGAAGUUUAAAUUGGAUACGGGAGCAGAUAUAAAUGUCUUAUCCCUUAAACGUUAUCUGUCACUAGGUUAUGAUAUAAACAGUAUUUGUACGGAUUCAAAUAUUAUACUCCAAGCAUAUGGAGGUAAUUCGAUUCCUAUAAGGGGAACUUCAAUUUUACAGUGGUGGUAUAAGAAUGUUCUCUAUGAAUUAAAAUUCGCUAUCGCUGAUAUCGAUUGUCAAAGUGUGCUAGGAUAUGAAUCGUGUGAAACCUUGGGGUUGAUAAAGAGGAUUCACAGCGUUACAAUGUCUAAUAAUGAUGGCAAGAGCGAAAGAGCCGUACAAACUCUUAAAAAAAUGUUAACAAAAACAAUAGAUUGGCGAUUUUAUUUAAAUUUAUUGAGUUACAACAUAAUAAUUUGA